Messenger RNA from Cryptomeria japonica (Japanese cedar), 663 nucleotides. Its product is annotated as xylan glycosyltransferase MUCI21-like. Bases 1 to 663 code for a protein of 220 amino acids. The record is from RefSeq and is a predicted model, not a curated record. The transcript is spliced from 3 exons. NCBI's taxonomy places the organism in Eukaryota, Viridiplantae, Streptophyta, Pinopsida, Cupressales, Cupressaceae. Gene Ontology annotation, molecular function: glycosyltransferase activity.
AUGACGAUUAACCAGGGUUUGAGGCCGAGACAGGUUUUGAUUCCUCAGUCUAUUAUGGAGAGAAGAUCUUUGGGGCAAGUGAGGAGGGAAGAGACCACGAGAAGUCCACCCAUGGUUUCUCGGAGCAGCCAUGGGGAUGAUAGUGAUGAUGCCUGCCAAGUUCAGCAUAGAUUACCCACCAUAGUUUUCUCAACAGGAGGAUACAUGGGCAAUGUUUACCAAGAAUUCAAUGAUAAUUUGCUGCCUCUGUACAUAACAUCCCAGCAUCUCCAUGGACAAGUGUUGCUUGUUAUUCUUGAAUACCAUUCUUGUGGGAAACCAGAGCUCAUGAAAGAUGGAAAAAGCAUUAAAGAUUUCAGGGAGCUUGUGAGAAAGGCCUAUGCUCCUAUAUUGAGUUCCAUGCCUCAAACACAGAGCAUAACCAAAGAACAAUCAUUUCCCUCAAGGGAUUCUAAGCUUUUUUCACAGCUAGGAAAGCCCAAAUUGGUAAUUAUAUCAAGGGAGAAGUCAAGGAAAAUGAUGAAGCAGAAGGCAAUUGUUAAAUUGGCAAAGAAAAUUGGGUUCGAGGUAGAAAUAUUGACUCCCAAAAGAAACACACAGAUGGUAGAAAUGUUUCGAGCCUUAAAUUCAUGUGAUGUUAUGGUGGGAGUUCAUGGUGAAUAA